CGGUUCCCCGCCCUCCGCUGCGCGGCCCCUUAAGAGCGGCGGGGGGGGGCGGGGGUGGCGGCACUCGGCCGGCGGCGGCACGCGCAGAUCUUUGAACCCCGACUGAGUCAUUGCCAGCUUGGUUCAAGAUGCCACCGGCUAUCGGAGGCCCUGUGGGAUACACCCCUCCUGAAGGAGGAUGGGGAUGGGCUGUGGUUUUCGGAGCCUUCAUCUCCAUUGGGUUUUCUUAUGCCUUCCCCAAAUCCAUCACCGUGUUCUUCAAAGAGAUUGAGGUCAUCUUCAAUGCGUCCAGCAGCAAAGUCUCGUGGAUUUCCUCCAUCAUGCUGGCGGUUAUGUAUGGAGGAGGUCCCAUCAGCAGCAUUCUGGUGAACAAGUAUGGCAGUCGGCCCGUUGUGAUCGUAGGUGGCUUACUUUCUGGGGCCGGGUUGAUUGGAGCCUCCUUCUGCAACACGGUAGAGGAGCUCUACUUCUGCAUUGGGGUUGUAGGAGGCCUUGGACUUGCAUUUAAUUUGAACCCAGCCUUAACUAUGAUUGGCAAGUACUUCUACAAGAAGCGUCCCAUAGCCAAUGGGCUGGCGAUGGCAGGCAGCCCUGUGUUCCUCUCCACCAUGGCACCCUUGAACCAGUUCUUCUUUGGCAUCUUUGGCUGGCGUGGCAGUUUCCUCAUCCUCGGAGGUCUCUUGCUGAACUGUUGUGUUGCUGGAUCCCUGAUGCGGCCCAUCGGCCCCAAGCCAGACCAGCUGAAGAAAGAGGAGGCCCUGCAGGAAGCUGGGAAGGCUGGUGACCCCAGCACAGACCUCAUCGGUGGGAAGACCAAGGAACAGAAGAGCUCAUUUUUGAAGACGAUCAACAAGUUCUUGGACCUGACCCUGUUCAAGCACAGGGGCUUCCUGCUCUAUCUCUCGGGCAACGUGGUGAUGUUCUUCGGGCUGUUUGCUCCCUUGGUCUUCCUCAGCAAUUAUGCAAAGAGCAAAAAGAUCAGUAAUGAGUCUGCAGCCUUCUUGCUCUCCAUCUUGGCCUUUGUAGACAUGGUAGCCAGACCUUCCAUGGGACUAAUGGCAAACACCAAGUGGGUCAGACCCAGAAUCCAGUAUUUCUUCGCCAUCGCUGUGAUUUACAAUGGGGUGUGCCACCUCUUGGCCCCCAUGUCCACCACCUAUGCUGGCUUCUGUAUUUAUGCUGGCUUCUUUGGCUUUGCCUUUGGCUGGCUGAGCUCAGUCCUGUUUGAGACCCUGAUGGACCUGGUGGGAGCACAGCGGUUCUCCAGCGCCGUUGGCUUGGUGACCAUUGUGGAGUGCUGCCCUGUGCUUCUGGGACCCCCUCUGCUAGGGAAGCUCAACGACAUGUACGGUGAUUACAAGUACACAUACUGGGCCUGCGGGGUCAUCCUCAUCAUCUCUGGGAUUUACCUCUUCAUUGGGAUGGGCAUCAACUACCGGCUGGUGGCAAAGGAGCAGAAGGCGGCGGACAAGGCGAAGCACGAAGGGAAGGAGGAGGAGACCAACAUCGACGAGGCUGGGAAGCAGAAAGAGGCAAACAACGAUGUGGCUCCCUUGCCUCAGAAGAGUGGAGAGGAUGGUGUCAAAGAGGAGGAGAGCCACAUGUGAGGGACAGGUCUCAAUCCCGGAGUGUCGGGGAAGUGCUGCUGCCCUGGCGCAGUGGCUGGGGCACUGCUCCGCUGGCGCUGGGCAGCCGUGAGAAGUGUUUAAACCAGGUGUUCAUUUUUUAACCAGGCUCUGAGUUCUCUUUCCAUCUGUGUUCAACAAAGGUUCAACAGGGCUACACUUACGCAGUAUCCUUGGUUUUUUUGGGGGGUGGGGGGGGUUCAAGGAGGGGUAGGGGGACGCUUUUUAUAGUUUGGCUUUUUAACAGUAACAUGAAUGUACUAAUAUGUGCCUUACAGUCUUCAUAUCUAGCUGAAUCUGGAGGAGCCUUAACUCUAAGACGUGCUUUAGCUCUGUAUUCUGUUUGGAGUGGGGAAGUGGUGGGUGUUGAUGUGUUUGGGGUUUUGUUAAAAAGCCAUAAAAAAGCAGGAUACUGGAUUUGUUGAAGCACGAUGGGCUUCAGGGCCAGCCCCAGAUGAAUACUGCUUCACACGCUUCUUACUGCAGGUCCUGCGGAGGGGAGACUGGGCGUGGGGCAGGGUGGUCUGAUCCCCUGUGCCUGGUGCCUCUUGGUUCUGUAGGUGGUCUUUAGGUAUGUUCUGAAUACAUGUUAGCUACUGUAGUUCUUUAAAAUCCUUGUGGCUGUUCUCUCAUGGGAUAUUUGGGUUCGAGAAGGUUGAUUGCGGUUCAUUUUAGGUAGCUGUGCCUGCUCUGGGGCUGUGGCAGCCCCUGUGACCUGGACCCUGUGCCUAAGCCCUCUGUGGGGAGGGUUGAGGUCCCCCCUACCCCCCAGCUCUGCACUGGCAGUGCCUUUUCUCAGCCUGAUGCUGGGUGCUGUGAACAUGGUAGUGCCAGCCUUGGUCCUGUUUGCAGGACUGUGCUGCCCUGUCCCUCUGUGAGGUGGGUUUCCACUACAGCAUCCCUGUGAUCAGUCCCACCCAGAUGGGUGUUCUGGUGCCUGAUUGUGGGCAGAGCGGAGGGGUUGGGUGAGGUGAGUGGAGAUGGUACAUCCCUGAGAUAUGCCUUUUGCUUUUGCUCUUUUAUCUCUUUAGAGAAACCUCUUUUACUUGCUUCUGUUCAACUGAGAUCUUAAGGCAGUGGAUGCCCAACCACUCACAUCUAGGACACGUAGUGGGGAGGAAUGAAUUUGUAUGUAUUUAUUUUUUAUUUUUUAGUGUUGGAAGUUAUCUCAUUGUACGUGGAGCAGGUUAAUGGCUCUCAAGGUCUAGCAAAUGUUGAUCAGAAACCAUAUAAGAGGCUGAGUUUUUUCAAAUAAACUUGUUUUUUACAGUUUA
Messenger RNA from Melopsittacus undulatus (budgerigar), 2899 nucleotides. RefSeq names its product solute carrier family 16 member 1 (gene SLC16A1). The record is from RefSeq and is a predicted model, not a curated record. Gene Ontology annotation, cellular component: plasma membrane. Gene Ontology annotation, molecular function: monocarboxylic acid transmembrane transporter activity. The transcript has 5 exons. NCBI's taxonomy places the organism in Eukaryota, Metazoa, Chordata, Aves, Psittaciformes, Psittaculidae. Gene Ontology annotation, biological process: monocarboxylic acid transport; transmembrane transport. Bases 129 to 1607 code for a protein of 492 amino acids.